Molecule: messenger RNA, 1775 nt
Organism: Camelina sativa (false flax)
Lineage: Eukaryota; Viridiplantae; Streptophyta; Magnoliopsida; Brassicales; Brassicaceae
Product: putative protein phosphatase 2C 49
Biological process (GO): protein dephosphorylation
Molecular function (GO): cation binding; protein serine/threonine phosphatase activity
Source: RefSeq, a predicted model, not a curated record
GUGACCGGUCACCCACACACUUGUAUCAUAUCAUCUAUCAAUCAUCGUAUAGAAUAUGAGAAGAAGCACACACGUCUCAUCAAAUUUUUUCGUCCACGAAGAGAAAAACUAAAAUAACAUAAAGCACGCAACUUUGAAAUUUCCGAUUCCAACACCAAGUGACGCACACAGCGAAAUCGAGAGAAACAAUUAAAGCUUUGAUUGAUUGAUGUGAAGAACAGAAGAAGGAGAUGGUGGCUGAAGCAGAGAUUUUGUUUAAACAGAGUUUGCCUGUGGUUCUCGAUGUCAAAUUGUUCGGAGCACCAACCGGGGUUCAAGAUUUUGACGGUAUCUCGGCCGCGAAAUCACCAGUUUCCUCGCCGAGUCUAGGUAUCCGUCGCCCGGCGGCGUCGGUCUCCGCCGACUUAUCGACUUCUUUUUCUGAUUUAAAAUGUGGUGACUCAGUUCUGGAUGAUGAUGAUGAUGAUGAAGAUAGCAGUUCUAGUGUCUCUUUUUAUGCUCCUGUUAUCCGCUCCGGGAGCUAUGCUGAUAUUGGGCCUAGGAGAUUCAUGGAAGACGAACACAUUUGCAUAGACGAUCUUUCUUCUAGAGUUGGAUCUCUUUAUGAGUUGCCAAAGCCAAGUGCUUUCUAUGCGGUUUUUGAUGGACAUGGAGGACCAGAAGCAGCAGCUUAUGUAAGAAAAAACGCCGUUAGACUAUUCUUUGAAGACCACCAUAAGUUCCCACAAACAACGCAAGUGAGCAGUAGUUAUGUCGAACAAGUCAAGAGUUCUUUGAGGAAUGCGUUUCUUCAGGCUGAUCUUGAUUUAGCAGAGGAACGUAGCAUUGGCUCUUCUUCUGGUACCACGGCUCUUGCUGCCCUUAUUUUCGGAAGACAACUGAUGGUGGCAAAUGCUGGAGAUUGCAGAGCAGUUCUCUGUAGGAACGGUGAAGCUAUAGACAUGUCUCAAGACCACAGACCAAUCUACUUACCGGAAAGAAGAAGAGUGGAAGCAUGUGGUGGUUUCAUCGAUGACGGUUACUUAAACGGCAUUUUGUCGGUCACUCGAGCUCUUGGUGAUUGGGACAUGAAACUACCACAAGGCUCACAAUCUCCACUGAUCGCAGAGCCAGAGAUCAAACAGAUAAAUCUAACAGAAGAAGAUGAGUUUCUGAUAAUCGGAUGCGACGGGGUUUGGGAUGUUUUGACAAGCCAAGAAGCCGUUAGUAUUGUCCGAAGGGGAUUAAGACGUCACGAUGAUCCAAUGAGAUGUGCUAGAGAACUUGUGAUGGAGGCUUUAAGGCUAAACACGUUUGAUAACUUAACUGUUGUUGUCGUUUGUUUAUCCUCGGUCCAUGAUGUGGCGGCAUCUGCCACGGCUAUGGAGAAGCAACGGUGUUGUAGUUUGACGGCGGAGGCGUUUCAUAGCUUGAGGAGCUUACUGGAAGGUUGAACAAAACAGUUGGAAAAUAUGAUGAUGAUGAUGACGACGAAUAAAACAAAUUUAGGAAGCUCGACAGAUCUAGAUGUAUUAAACCCUAAUCAUGGUGGAUCACAAAUCUCUAGACCAACGUCUUAACGAUUUUGCAAGAUAACACUACAACGCAGGUAACAAUUUAACUGUUUCAUUUAUAAAAGAAAAAUAAUUCGAAACGAAAGUCCGCUUGCUUAACACGUUGUCUAAUUGUUUAGAUAUAUUUAUUUAUUUUCCCAUAGUCCGACAUACACACAUAAUCUCAAAACUACUUAAUUGGUCCUUCCUCAUACAUAUGUCAUGAGUUCAUCAUUAUUAUUA